Molecule: messenger RNA, 927 nt
Organism: Nicotiana tabacum (common tobacco)
Lineage: Eukaryota; Viridiplantae; Streptophyta; Magnoliopsida; Solanales; Solanaceae
Molecular function (GO): nucleic acid binding
Source: RefSeq, a predicted model, not a curated record
AUGGUAAAGGAAAUUUCUCUUUGUCGCCGAACAAAUAUUCGAUCUUUGGCAUGUGCUAUGGAUAUGUCAACGUCAACUAUUUUUCGACGCAUCAAAGAAGGAGUUAUAAGGCCACAUACUAAUGCCAUAAAGCCUCAUUUGACGGAGGAAAAUAAGAAGGCAAGACUUCAAUUUUGUCUGUCAAUGAUUGAGUCUGAACAAGAGCCAAACCCAUAUAGAUCUUGCAAAAGUAAAAAUUUCAUAACAAAAGUUAUGUUUAUGGCUGCUGUUGCGCGCCCUAGGCUUGCUGAAGAUGGAAUUGAGUUAUUUUCAGGAAAAAUAGGAAUAUUUCCUUUUGUGUUCAAGGAACCCGCCAAAAGGAAUAGCAAAAACAGAGUAGCUGGAACUUUAGAAACAAAGCCUAUUUUAUCAGUCACUAAAGAUGUCACUAGGACUUGUUUAAUUGAAAAAGUUCUUCCGGCGAUUCGAUCAAAAUGGCCACUUUCGCAGUCAAAUGCUCCUAUUUUUAUCCAACAAGAUAAUGCGAGACCUCACCUUAGUGUUAAUGACUUGCAAUUUACCGAAGCUGCUCAGCAAGAUGGAUUUGAUAUUAGGCUUUGCUUUCAACCUCCUAACAGUCCAGAUUUAAAUGUUUUGGACCUCGGAUUCUCCAGAGCUAUUCAAUCUCUUCAACAUCAAAUGGCUCCGAAAACUAUUGACGAGUUAGUAAAUGCAGUCGAGAAAUCGUUUAAUGACAUGAAAGUUGAACGGCUGAAUCACGUGUUUCUGACUCUACAAUCUUGCAUGGUUGAAGUGAUGAAAGAUAAAGGUGGAAACAAUUACAAAGUGCCACAUAUGAAAAAAGACAUGCUAGAACGACAUGGAACUCUUCCUACUCAAGUUUGUUGCGAUAUUGGUAUUGUUAAUGAAACUCUAGCUCUGCUUUAA